Messenger RNA from Amorphotheca resinae ATCC 22711, 1160 nucleotides. RefSeq lists its product as hypothetical. The record is from RefSeq and is a predicted model, not a curated record. Bases 62 to 1051 code for a protein of 329 amino acids. NCBI's taxonomy places the organism in Eukaryota, Fungi, Ascomycota, Leotiomycetes, Helotiales, Amorphothecaceae. The transcript has 4 exons.
CACUCGUCAACAUCCAAACAAUAAUUUCGAAUGUUGACGAUACCUACCUACCCUAAUAGCUAUGGAUAUUCUUCACAGCCUAGACUCCGACUGGGCUGCCGGACGAUGUGAGAAACUCCAAACGCCUAGCUAUCUCAAUCUAGCACUGUCCAUUUUCAUUCUCCUCGGAAUCCUAGUCUCCUAUCUUCCGCAGCACUAUCGGAUCAUCGCGCGCGGAACCUCCGAAGGCAUCUCUCCCUACUUCGUCCUUCUGGGCACCACGUCCGGCACAUGCGCUUUCGCCAAUAUACUUGUGCUUCCGGCGUCUCGCGCCGACGUAGCAUGCUGCAAGACUGUCAGUGCAUUUGAGUGCGUGGCUGGACUGUUAGGAAUUGCCCAGGUCGGCGUACAGUGGUUUUGCUUCACGGUGAUCCUCAUACUCUUUCUCGUGUUCUUCCCCCGAGACGCGGGGGCGGCAGACCCGGAGGCUGGGGAGGAGAUUCAAUAUACGUGGCGCACGGCGGUUACGGUUGCGUUUGUUUGCCUGCUCCAUGGUUUGGCUACGAUCUUGAUAAGCGCGGCAUUGGCGCUAUCGCGUCCGCAUUAUUUGGGCGCGUGGGCCAAUCUGUUGGGGAUUUCGGCUACGAUAUUGGCUGCGAUACAAUACGUGCCGCAGAUUUGGAUGACGUACAAUCUUGGCCAUGUUGGAAGCUUGAGUAUACCAAUGAUGCUGAUCCAGACCCCGGGCAGCUUUGUCUGGUCUGCAAGCCUGGCCGCGAGAUUGGGUAUCGAAGGGUGGAGUACUUGGGGCGUGUUUCUGGUCACGGGAUGUUUGCAGGGAUGUCUUCUGGUUAUGGGCAUCUGCUUCGAGGUGAAGGCGAGGAGAGAAAAGCUGGGCGUGGAAGGAAGCGUGCCAAACGCGACCUGCAUUGUAGGAUAUAUCCAAAGCCCGAGGGUAGACGUCGAGACGGACGAUGAAGGCGGUGCGAACGUGGAGGACGGACUCACGGAGCAGACCCCGCUCCUCAAUGGAUCGCAGAAGUCAUCUCGUACUAGACUCUCAACUCGAUGAGAGAGUUUUAUUUUGUUUUAUUUACUCGGUUAGAAAGAUUUUCCUCGUUGAUCAACAACAAGUGUCCAACUGUGUUAACCAUGCAUCAUCGUACUCUUCCCCCUUUUUG